Dovyalis caffra is the source of this 354-nucleotide messenger RNA. Lineage: Eukaryota; Viridiplantae; Streptophyta; Magnoliopsida; Malpighiales; Salicaceae. The record is from the annotation of a GenBank genome assembly.
AUGUCAUUGAGAAUAAAGGCGGUGGUGGACAAGUUCGUGCAGGAGCUGAAGGAAGCGUUGGAUGCAGAUAUACAGGACAGAAUCAUGAAGGAAAGAGAGAUGCAGAGUUACAUAGAAGAACGUGAACGCGAAGUCGCCGAGCGUGAAGCUGCUUGGAAGGCUGAGCUCUCUCGCCGCGAGGCAGAGAUUGCUCGGCAGGAAGCAAGGCUGAAGAUGGAGAAAGAAAAUCUUGAGAAAGAGAAAAGUGUUCUAAUGGGAACCGCAUCAAAUCAGGAUAAUCAAGAUGGAGCUCUAGAAAUCACUGUAAGUGGCGAGAAGUAUCGAUGCCUCAGAUUUGCAAAGGCAAAGAAAUGA